AUGGAGUGGGAAGGGCCGCCCAAGCAAGGCUUGUACGACCCUCAAAACGAGCACGAGGCCUGCGGUGUUGGUUUUGUUGUUGCUAUUGACGGAAAGCGUACCCAUAAAAUCGUUCGAGAUGCUGAGACUCUCGCUAAGCGUAUGGAGCACCGUGGCGCUUGUGCCUGCGACAAUGACACCGGAGAUGGUGCUGGAGUGCUAACUGCCAUUCCGCAUCAGUUCUACUGCGCCCAGUUGCGAGAUUCCCAUCAAAUUGACCUACCGCCUUUUGGCAAAUAUGCCACUGGCAUCUUCUUUUUGGACAAGCUUCACCACCAGGACAUCGAAGCCAAGUUUAAAGAACUGGCCGAAGGUCUUGGCCUAAGAGUCCUUUGCUGGAGAACUGUGCCGACUAAUAACUCUACCAUCGGUCAAGUGGCCCGUAACUCGGAGCCCUAUAUGCGCCAAGUGUUUGUCACUGGCGAUUUUGACGACGAGCUACACCUCUCCCGUCAGAUUUUCGUGCUGCGGAAGCGCGCGACGCACGAGCUGGUCGUGCCUGGUGCUCGAUUCUAUAUCUGCAGUCUCUCGCUGAAGACCGUUGUGUAUAAGGGGUUGCUUACAUCCAACCAGCUAUGGGAGUACUUCAAGGAUCUGUGCAACCCAGCCUUCACAACAUAUUUGGCGCUGGUUCACACCAGGUUCUCUACGAACACCUUCCCCAGUUGGGAGAGAGCGCAUCCUUUGAGAGUCCUCGCGCACAAUGGAGAGAUAAAUACGUUGCGAGGUAACGUGAACCUGAUGAAGGCCCGCGAAGGUGUCAUGAAGAGUAACAGCUUUGGCGAUGAUUUGAAGAAGCUCUACCCAGUAGUAGAACCGAAUCUAUCUGACUCCGGAUCAGCUGAUUGUGUCCUGGAGUUCCUCCUCCACUGCGGAAAUCGCACAUUACCAGAAGCUGUGAUGACGAUGGUGCCUGAAGCGUGGCAUAAUGACCAGACUAUGGUGAAGGAGAAAAGGGACUACUAUAUGUGGGCUUCCUGCGCGAUGGAGCCGUGGGAUGGACCAGCUCUGAUCUCCUUCACUGAUGGAAGAUACAUCGGCGCCAUCUUGGACCGUAACGGACUGCGUCCGUCACGUUUCUACGUUACCAAUGAGAACGUUCUAGUAAUGGCAUCCGAAGUCGGUGUUUACGAUGUUGAUCCUGAGAAAGUUAUACUCAAGAGCCGUCUGAAGCCUGGCCGUAUGUUGUUAGUGGACACAGAAGAUAAGAGGAUCAUUCAAGAUGUGGAACUCAAAAUGGAAAUUGCUCGCAGUCGACCACAUUCACAGUGGCUGCAAGAGAAGAUAACUUUAGAAGAUAUCCACAAGUCGAUUCCACAACAAAAUGGAUCCUUGAAUGGCUCGCUCCAUGAACCGAUAUCAGGACUGUCUGAUAAACGUCUUGGACUCUUCGGCUACACUAUUGAGUCUAUCAAUAUGUUGCUGCUACCAAUGAUACAGAAUAAGAAAGAAGCUUUAGGCAGUAUGGGAAACGACGCUCCUUUAGCUUGCCUAUCACAGUUCCAACCUUUGCCGUAUGAAUAUUUCAAGCAGCUGUUCGCACAAGUCACCAAUCCACCCAUUGACCCAUUCAGAGAGAAAAUAGUGAUGUCCCUCAUGUGUCCGAUUGGUCCGACGGCAAACAUUCUGGAGCCAAGCGCUGAUUUCGUACACCGACUGUUUCUGCCUCAGCCAAUUCUUUCUAUACCCGACUGCGAAGCUCUGAAAAAGAGUAACUUUCGGGGAUGGAAGACUAAACAGUGGCUGGCUUACCAGCUGAUAGUGCUAUCAGAACGAUCUGCUGGACCAACCAGAGUUCCAGUUAGCUCGCUUCUCUCUCUCGGUGCUGUACAUCACCAUUUGAUCGAAACCCGACAGCGUAUGAAAGUGGGAAUCAUUGUGGAAACGGCUGAAGCAAGAGAAGUGCACCACAUGUGCGUCUUACUUGGUUACGGCGCUGACGCCAUAUGUCCAUACUUAGCCUUUGAACUGGCGUUUUCACUGCGAAACGACAACAUAAUAGACCCGACACUGACAGACUUGGACAUAUACACUGCGUACCAGAAGGCCAUUGAGACCGGCUUGGCUAAAGUCAUGGCUAAGAUGGGUAUAAGCACGCUCCAGUCGUACAAGAGUGCGCAGAUCUUCGAAGCUGUUGGGAUGAGCGAGGAAGUGGUGGAUAAGUGCUUUAGAGGGACACAGUCUAGAAUUGGUGGAGUCACUUUCGAGAUUCUAUCAAAGGAGAUAUUCGACAGACACGCUCUUACAUAUGGCGACUGUACGGACAUGCUCGCUCUUACUAUGGGACUAAACCCUGGCUACUACCACUGGCGUGCUGGUGGUGAGAAGCAUAUCAACGAUCCAAUGUCGAUCGCAAAUCUUCAAGAAGCUGCUACCAACAAGAGCCAGUCUGGAUACGAUCGUUUCAAAGAGAGCGCAUUAGAAUCGGUGCGUGCUUGUACUUUGAGAGGACAGUUGGAGCUCGUGAAACUAGAUGAACCAAUCCCUAUAUCUGAAGUGGAAACUGCUUCGGAAAUUGUCAAGAGAUUUGCUACGGGCGCCAUGUCCUUCGGUUCUAUCUCUCUGGAAGCACACUCAACUCUCGCUGUAGCGAUGAACCGCAUCGGUGGAAAGUCGAAUACUGGGGAAGGUGGUGAAAAUGCCGAUAGAUAUCUAAAUCAGGACCCAGAAUUCAACAGGCGUUCAGCUAUCAAGCAAGUUGCGUCAGGACGAUUCGGUGUAACUGCUUCUUACUUGGCUCACGCAGAUGAUUUACAGAUUAAAAUGGCGCAAGGGGCCAAGCCUGGUGAGGGGGGAGAAUUGCCAGGGUACAAAGUAACUGAGGACAUUGCACGCACACGUUGUUCAGUCGCUGGGGUAGGGCUGAUCUCACCUCCACCCCACCACGACAUCUACUCGAUAGAGGACUUAGCUGAACUUAUUUACGACCUGAAAUGUGCCAACCCUAGAGCCCGUAUAUCUGUUAAGCUUGUGUCUGAGGUGGGAGUGGGUGUUGUUGCUUCAGGGGUCGCUAAGGGUAAAGCCGAGCACAUAGUGAUUUCUGGCCACGAUGGUGGUACUGGCGCCAGUUCCUGGACUGGAAUCAAGAGUGCUGGGCUACCAUGGGAGCUGGGAAUUGCGGAAACGCAUCAAGUGCUCGUGCUAAAUGACCUAAGGUCCAGGGUGGUAGUUCAAGCGGAUGGACAAAUCCGUACCGGCUUCGACGUGAUGGUAGCCGCGUUGCUUGGUGCUGAUGAGUUUGGCUUCAGUACUGCUCCCCUUAUUGCGCUUGGUUGCACAAUGAUGCGUAAAUGCCAUCUAAACACUUGCCCCGUGGGUAUCGCAACUCAGGACCCCGUGCUCAGGAAGAAGUUCGCCGGAAAGCCGGAACAUGUCAUUAAUUACCUCUUCAUGUUGGCUGAAGAGGUCCGGGAACAUAUGGCAGCUGUUGGUGUACGUCGAUUCCAAGAGUUGAUAGGAAGAACCGAUUUGCUCAAAGUUCGUGAAAAUAACGACAACCAUAAGGCCAGGGCUCUCAACCUCAGUUUGAUCCUGAAGAACGCGUUGCACAUGAGACCUGGUGUCAAUAUUGUUGGUGGUUCUAAGUCACAGGACUUCCAGCUUGAAAAACGUCUGGAUAACCAGAUAAUUCAGCAGUGUGCUGGCAUUUUGGACGGCACUCAGAAGCACGUAGACAUCUCCAUGAAGAUCACGAAUGAGGAUCGAGCAUUUACUUCUACUUUCUCCUACCAUAUUGCAAUGAAAUACAGUGACCACGGUCUACCAGAUGGCACUACAGUCAACAUUUCGUUGACUGGCUCUGCGGGUCAGAGUUUCUGCGCAUUUCUCUCUAAGGGCGUUACUGUCACGCUAGAGGGAGACUCGAACGAUUACGUCGGUAAGGGACUCUGUGGUGGGACAGUGAUAAUCUACCCUCCAAAGAAUUCUCCAUUCGAGUCCCACUUGAACGUGAUUGUGGGUAAUGUCUGUCUGUACGGUGCAACUUCCGGAAGAGCGUACUUCAGGGGUAUAGCGUCUGAACGGUUCUGUGUCCGGAACUCCGGCUGCGUGGCCGUAGUGGAGGGGGUGGGUGACCAUGGCUGCGAGUAUAUGACUGGAGGUACCGUACUGGUCUUAGGACUGACUGGAAGGAACUUCGCAGCUGGCAUGAGCGGGGGUGUCGCAUAUGUCAACGACGUAGAUGGCUCUUUCAAGGGCAAGUGUAACCCAGAAAUGGUAGAACUGUUACCACUUGAAAAGCAAGAUGACCUUGAUAUCGUAAAGACACUACUGGAAGAAUUCGUCGAAUAUACUGGGUCAUUGAUCGCCAAGGAACUGCUAGAAACAUGGCCGGAACCAGCCCAUAAGUUCGUCAAAGUAUUCCCAUACGAAUACCAGAGGGCGCUGAAACAACUCGCUUUGAAACAGCCGUCUCCACCGAAACUGGAGGCUAAUGGAAAACUAGAGGAGAACGGUCUCGUUGAUAUAGAGGAAGCUGUUAGAGACAUUGAAAAGGAUAAGAAAAAUCUCGAGAAGAUUCUGGAUAAGACGAGGGGCUUCAUCAAAUACCCACGUGAAACAUCGAUGUAUCGUCCCGCAGAAAAGCGCUUACGGGACUGGGACGAGAUAUACAAUUUUGCCCAUGUGCGUCGCGGCUUACGCGUCCAAGCUGCUCGCUGUAUGGAGUGUGGCGUUCCCUUCUGUCAAAGUCAGCACGGAUGUCCCCUCGGGAAUAUUAUUCCAAAAUGGAACGACCUUAUAUAUAGAGCUGAUUGGAAACAAGCGCUUGCGCAUCUAUUACAGACGAAUAACUUCCCUGAAUUCACUGGACGCGUCUGUCCCGCGCCGUGCGAGGGCGCCUGUGUGCUUGGUAUUUCGGAACCACCAGUGACCAUCAAGAACAUCGAAUGUGCCAUCAUCGACCACGCCUUUGACAGCGGCUGGAUACAACCAGAGAUUCCAACAAACCGUAACGGCAAAACGGCAGCGGUGGUGGGUUCUGGACCGGCCGGUUUAGCAUGUGCGCACCAACUAAACAAGGCCGGCUACACAGUAACAGUCUUCGAGCGUAACGACCGUCCGGGUGGACUGCUGCAGUACGGCAUACCCAGCAUGAAGCUGAGCAAGGAGGUCGUAGCCAGGAGGAUUAAAUUGAUGGCAGCCGAAGGAAUCUCUUUCAAAUGCAACGUGGACGUCGGAAAGGAUAUAUCUGGUGCUGAAUUAGCUAACGAAUACGACGCUGUGGUCCUUUGCAUGGGUGCAACAUGGCCACGCGACCUGCCCCUCAAAGGCCGGCAACUAAACGGCAUCCACUUCGCGAUGGAGUUCCUCGAGGGCUGGCAGAAGAAGCAGGCUGGGCCUACCCAGCAUCACGCGAAAAGCACGCAACAUAUCUCUGCUAAGGACAAGAAUGUUCUAGUCAUUGGGGGUGGUGAUACUGGGUGCGACUGUAUAGCGACAUCUCUGAGACAAGGCGCGAAAUCAAUCACGACCUUCGAAAUCCUACCGGAGCCGAAGAAUUCACGUGGACAGGACAACCCCUGGCCACAGUGGCCGAGAGUUUUUAGGGUGGACUACGGACACGAGGAGGUGAAAGUGAAGUUCGGAAACGACCCGAGAAGGUUUUCCACCCUCACUAAAGAGUUCCUUGAUGAUGGCGAAGGCAAUGUUUGUGGCGUAUCUGCUGUGGAGGUCGAAUGGACCCGAGGGGCUGGUGGUCGUUGGGACAUGAAGGAGAUUCCUGGCACAAACAAAGUAUACAAGGCAGAGCUCGUGCUGCUCGCGAUGGGUUUCCUCGGCCCGGAGAGAUACGUGGCUAACCAGCUCGAAUUACCGCUAGACGCCCGAAGCAAUGUAGAGACGGCGAAAGACAACAUCUACAAAACACCAGCAAACAACGUCUUUGCGGCUGGUGAUUGUCGUCGCGGACAGUCGCUCGUUGUAUGGGCGAUAUCUGAGGGAAGACAAGCGGCGAGGGCCGUUGACGUCUUUCUACAAGGUCAUUCCUAUCUGCCAGGCCCUGGAGGAGUAGUUCACGACCAUUGA
Messenger RNA from Leptosia nina, 6063 nucleotides. NCBI's taxonomy places the organism in Eukaryota, Metazoa, Arthropoda, Insecta, Lepidoptera, Pieridae. The record is from the annotation of a GenBank genome assembly.